This is a messenger RNA of Alternaria ethzedia, 477 nucleotides long. RefSeq lists its product as uncharacterized. The record is from RefSeq and is a predicted model, not a curated record. The coding region runs from base 1 to 477 and encodes 158 amino acids. The transcript has 2 exons. NCBI's taxonomy places the organism in Eukaryota, Fungi, Ascomycota, Dothideomycetes, Pleosporales, Pleosporaceae.
AUGGAGUUUAUACAAGACUACGCAGCUCUCCUCCCGCGCCUCCUCCCACCGUCCUUCGCAAACCCCCUCCUCCACCUCCUCACAACCUUCUUCGGCAUCUCGCGCACGCUGUCAACGCACCUCUCACCCCUCCUCAACAAACUCAUCACCCAACCCGAUGUCGCCUCCAUCCUCGCGCUGCUGGCCAUAUUCUUCAUCUCGCUCAAGAUACUGGACAUGAUGUACCGGGCCGUCAUCUUCUGGGUGAACCUGGCGUUGCGACUGGUGUUCUGGGGCGGGAUACUCGUUGUGGGCUUUUGGGUGUACAACAGAGGGCCCGAGGGCUUUGUCGAGGAUGUGCAGGGCUUGGGCGAGUACUGGCUGGGUCAGUAUGAGGUUUAUAGUCAGGAGGUUAAGGGGUUUCAGCAGCAGAAGGAGGAUCAGAUUAGGAUGAAGGCUAGUGCGCAGCAGCAGCAGAAGAGGAAGGGGUGGCGGUGA